Aureococcus anophagefferens is the source of this 1173-nucleotide messenger RNA. RefSeq lists its product as hypothetical. NCBI's taxonomy places the organism in Eukaryota, Pelagophyceae, Pelagomonadales, Pelagomonadaceae. Gene Ontology annotation, biological process: wybutosine biosynthetic process. Gene Ontology annotation, molecular function: 4 iron, 4 sulfur cluster binding; catalytic activity. The annotation marks the transcript as partial. The transcript has 2 exons. The record is from RefSeq and is a predicted model, not a curated record.
AAGGACAUGGUCACGCCGGCCCAGGCCAAGGCCCUCAAGAAGGAGGGCUACAAGCUCAUCGGGUCCCACAGCGCCGUCAAGCUCUGCCGCUGGACGAAGCACCAGCUCCGGGGCCGCGGCGGCUGCUACAAGCACACGUUCUACGGCAUCACGUCCUACCAGUGCAUGGAGGCGACGCCGUCCCUCGCCUGCGCGAACAAGUGCGUCUUCUGCUGGCGCCACCACAAGAACCCCGUGGGCACGAGCUGGAAGUGGAAGGCCGACGACCCCGAGGCCAUCGUCGCCGAGGCCGUCGACCUCCACGUGGCCAUGAUCAAGGAGUGCCGGGGCGUGCCGGGCGUCGUCGACUGGCGCUGGCGCGACGCGCACACGGUCCGCCACUGCGCGCUCUCGCUGGUCGGCGAGCCCAUCAUGUACCCGCGCAUCAACGAGCUCCUCGGCGAGCUCCACGGCCGGCGGAUCUCCACGUUCCUCGUGACGAACGCGCAGUUCCCCGAGGCCAUCCGCACGCUGCGGCCCGUGACGCAGCUCUACGUCUCCGUCGACGCGCCCAACGAGGCCGACCUCGUCGAGGUCGACCGGCCGCUCUUCGGCGACGCGUGGGACCGGCUCCGCGCGUCGCUCGUGCUGCUCCGCGAGAAGCGGCAGCGCACGGUCGCGCGGCUCACGCUCGUCAAGGGCCACAACGAGCGCGACGUCGCGGGCUACGCGGGCCUCGUCGCCCUCGGGGAGCCGACGCUCGUCGAGGUCAAGGGCGUGACGUUCUGCGGCAAGUCGGACGCGUCGGACCUCACGAUGGAGAACUGCCCCUGGCACCACGAGGUCGUCGCCUUCUGCGAGGCCCUCGCGGCGGCCCUCGCGGCGAACCACCCGGGCGCGCCGGAGUACCGCAUCGCCUGCAGCCACAAGCACUCCGUGUCCGUGCUCCUCGCGCGCGUCGACCAGCUGGCGACGCUCGACGACUCCGGCGCCGUCGUCUCGUGGAACACGUGGAUCGACUACGACAAGUUCCACGACCUCGAGCGCGCGCACGCGGCGACGGGCGCACCCUUCGGCGUCGAGGACUACGCGGUCCCCGCGCCGCCCUGGGCCCUCUUCGGCGCGGCGGAGGACGGCUUCGACCCCGUCGACACGCGCGUCUACAAGAAGAAGGCCAACGGCAAGUCGCGCUGA